AUGGGGCGUGGUGAGGCGGAUGGAGGGGGCGUGGGUGUUGGUCGCCUUACGGGCAAGAAAAGCAAGGCAGAAGACCCCAGCCGCUGGAGAGCAGCGAGCAGGUACCAACCAGCUUGCAGUUUACAGAAGAAGUGCAGCACACACAACAGCAAUGACAGGGUCAUGACCGGACUGGCAGGCACGAACGCAGAUGCCUACCGCACCCCAGCAGAGAUCCUGGCCCCGCUAAUGUACAAGUGGAACAUAAGGUAA
This is a messenger RNA of Pyricularia pennisetigena, 252 nucleotides long. RefSeq lists its product as uncharacterized. The transcript has 2 exons. The coding region runs from base 1 to 252 and encodes 83 amino acids. The record is from RefSeq and is a predicted model, not a curated record. Lineage: Eukaryota; Fungi; Ascomycota; Sordariomycetes; Magnaporthales; Pyriculariaceae.